This is a messenger RNA of Zea mays, 841 nucleotides long. Its product is annotated as pectinesterase inhibitor domain containing protein. Gene Ontology annotation, molecular function: enzyme inhibitor activity. The transcript has a single exon. The record is from RefSeq and is marked validated. Gene Ontology annotation, biological process: negative regulation of catalytic activity. NCBI's taxonomy places the organism in Eukaryota, Viridiplantae, Streptophyta, Magnoliopsida, Poales, Poaceae. Bases 117 to 728 code for a protein of 203 amino acids.
GCAUUCUAGCUACUAUAGCUAGCUAUAGCUAUUUCUUCUCGCCUCUCCCACCGGCCCGGUCGCCCGGAGUAGCAAGCGUCUCCGAUCCGAUCCAUCGUGCGAGCAUAUCCACGGCGAUGGAGGCGAGAGCGGCCAUGAGCUGGUACUGCGGCUCCCUUCUGGCCGUGGCCAUCGCGCUGUUCCUGUCCGUGUCCCUCGGCGUGCGCGCCGCCGGCGCCGGCGCCGGCGUUGACAUCAAGGUGUCGUGUGCAGCGACGCCGGACCCGGACGUGUGCCUGCGCGCGCUCCAGGCGGACAGCGACUCCAAGACCCCGCGGGACCUGGCGGAGGCGGCGCUCCGCGCGGCGACGACCGCGGGCGGCGCGGCGGGCGACUACGCGCGGCACGAGAUGGACGUGGUGAAGGACAACGACAUGUGGCAGUGCCUGAACGAGUGCGCCGGGGAGAUCGAGGAGGCGCUGGACCACCUGGACGACACCGAGGGCGGCCUCGACGACGGCAAGCUCCACGACGUGAAGCUGUUCCUGGACACGGCGGAGGAGGACACGUGGUCCUGCGACGUCUGCUGCAAGCACGCCCCAUCCACGCCCGUCAAAACCACGCUGCUCGCCAAGAACAAGGACUUCGAGGCGCUCAUGCGCGUCGCCCACGCGCUCAUCAAGCGGGCCACCGGUGGCGCCGGUGACGCGCCGGCGCCGGCGCCCGCCGCCCGCGCCAAGAUUCAUUAAUUGAUUAUUAAUUCGUUGAUUAAUCCGCGGAGCGCCAUACAUAUCUCGAUCCAUAUUGUAUUUGUUUGUUUAUAGUAUAUAUCGAUGUGGGGUACGUUUAUAUGUACCUGCCA